Linnemannia hyalina is the source of this 858-nucleotide messenger RNA. Lineage: Eukaryota; Fungi; Mortierellomycota; Mortierellomycetes; Mortierellales; Mortierellaceae. The record is from the annotation of a GenBank genome assembly.
AUGAUUACCAAAAACAAAAUGCAGGCGAUGACUCGUAGAAAAGCUGUCGACGACUAUGACCUGAUGGAUUUCAGCGAAAGCUUCGACGAAUACGACAAACUUUACGACGAGAUAGAUCGCAGCGAAACUAACAACCGCCACGAACCAUGUUACCGAGAGUCGACUCGCAGGAGCUUUGACGACGACGAACCACCUUACGAUGGGAUGGACCACAGCGUGACCAUCGACAACGACUUCGAGCCACGCUACCGAGAGAUGGAUCGCCGUGAGACCGAUGAUGACGAUGAGUUACGCUAUCAAGAAAUGACUCGCAGCAGGACGACAGAUCACUCUGAGCCAUACUACCAAAUGGCAAAACGCAAGAUGACGACGGACCACUACGAGCCUAAAUACGUCUACUACGAGAAGGGCCACGACUUUGACGGCGCGGAAUUCCACCCGGCCGUGGCUCAGGUUGCGGGUUACCGCUACAAGUACGACAAGUUCCUCGCCGCAGACGAAUCUGUCCGUAUCGGAGCCCGCUCGAUCGUCGGUCAUUUCACCUGCAACAACUGCCAGCCCACUGUCCAUGACGGGUACCGCAUCUGGUACUCUGCUGUCAUUUGUACCGAGUUGUACUUGUCACCUCACAACUACUACAGGGCCAUCAUGCAUGCUCAGCAGUGCAAGAAGUGUGACCAGUAUGCGAAACCGGAGGUCGAUAUUGAAAACUAUAUCUGUAAGGUGAUUAGUACGCUGGACCUGUGGACUGGGCGUCGAGAUGCUUACUGGUCGGAGGAGUACCGAGUCACCCGAGGACCCCAUGACGAGGAUCGGUGCCACGGGUGCCAGGUUGGAGUCUGCGUUCGCGACUCUUGA